CAGCUGCUGCAUCACCGAAUCAUCACAAAUCCUGCACCAAACACUCAAAAAAACGGAAAUUGACGAUCUGCGAAACUUUGAGACAUCUGUCCUACACCUUUGAAGACAACCUUUUGGCUUGAUGCGUUGCGGACCAUACACGCCCCACCUUCGGUUACUUUGGACAAUAUAUGGGAUACUCUUCUUAUGCGUUUUCCUUCAGCCGACAGCUUCUGUGCGCGCAACAUGGCAAAAAUAGGACUAAUAUUCCAAACGACUUGGGCCAUACACUGGCAUUCUGUCUUAGAUCAGACACCUUGGAAUCACACUAUAGCUUUGAACCAUCUUAUCUCCCUAUUAGCGCGAUACACAUUUCUAUCAUCAUCUGUUAAUGUUGACUCCACCAAUAAUAUUAGGGCAUAGAGCCCCUAAUUUAAAUAAACAUCUUUCAUACAAAAAA
Messenger RNA from Zychaea mexicana, 439 nucleotides. RefSeq lists its product as uncharacterized. NCBI's taxonomy places the organism in Eukaryota, Fungi, Mucoromycota, Mucoromycetes, Mucorales, Lichtheimiaceae. The record is from RefSeq and is a predicted model, not a curated record. Bases 187 to 402 code for a protein of 71 amino acids. The transcript has a single exon.